AUGUCUACAUUAAAAUUGGAAGAAGGUUCGAAUAAUAUAGAAGAUUGUAAUAGUUUUUUUAAUAAAAACAAUUCAAAAUUUUUUCAAAAUAAUUCUUUCGAAAAGCUUGAAAAUGUCGGCUCGACUUUAUGUAGUAGAACUUAUAAAGUUUUUUCAACAAAAUGCAAUAAAAUAUUUAUUUUAAACAAGAUUCUUUUUUCUCAAAAAUAUACGCUUAAAGAUUUUAUUGCCGAUUUAAAUCAAUAUCAGAGAAUAGAACUACAUGCAAACAUUUUGAAAUUCGUUAGUAUUAUCGAACAAAGCACGAACAAAGCCAUGUUU
This is a messenger RNA of Dentiscutata heterogama, 321 nucleotides long. NCBI's taxonomy places the organism in Eukaryota, Fungi, Glomeromycota, Glomeromycetes, Diversisporales, Gigasporaceae. The record is from the annotation of a GenBank genome assembly.